GUCCCGUCCCGAAACGUGACGAAGGGUGUCAGCCGGGAUGGGGCUGGAGGAUGACAGUGAAGUUGGGCGACGGCGGCAGCGGGGAGGAAGGGCUCAAGAAGCUGGGCAAGCGGUCGGCCGAUGAGGAGUCCCUGGAGGGAGAAGGGGCCCGCGGCGCGGACGCGGCCGAGGAGAGCCGCGGCACAAAGAGGGACGAGAAGACCCCCCGGGCCGGCGUCGACGGCACCCCCGCGCCCCCCGGCGCGCCGCGGGCGCCGUCCCCGCCCCAGGGCAGCCCCCAGGACCAGCACCACUUCCUCAGGUCCAGCGUGCGGCCGCAGAGCAAGCGGCCCAGGAAGGACCCGCCGUGCGCGGUGGGCAGCGGCGGCGCCGGCGGCUCGGGGCCCCGCGGAAAAGGAGCUGAAGGUGGUGGAUCGUCAUCUGGAAAUGUGUCUGGGGUUGCCCCCGCCGCCCCUGCAGGGGGCUCGCGUUCCUCCUCCCGGAAUUUAGGGUCCUCUGGCGGUGAGAAGGAAGAAGGCAAGAGGGCUCGGCGGCAGUGGGAGUCGUGGAGCACAGAGGACAAGAACAGCUUCUUCGAGGGGCUGUACGAGCACGGGAAAGACUUCGAAGCCAUCCAGAACAACAUCGCCCUGAAGUACAGGAAGAAAGGCAAGCCCGCGAGCAUGGUGAAGAACAAGGAGCAGGUGCGCCACUUCUACUACCGCACCUGGCACAAGAUCACCAAGUACAUCGACUUCGACCACGUGUUCUCCCGAGGGCUCAAGAAGUCGUCCCAGGAGCUGUACGGCCUCAUCUGCUACGGCGAGUUGCGCAAGAAGAUUGGGGGCUGUAUGGAUGACAAGAAUGCCACCAAGUUGAACGAACUCAUUCAGGUUGGGGCCACCACCGUGCGUUACAAAGGCAGGAACCUGCGGAUCAAAGCGCCCAUGUGCCGGGCCCUGAAGAAGCUCUGCGAUCCGGACGGCUUGAGUGACGAAGAGGACCAGAAGCCAGUGCGCCUGCCCUUGAAGGUCCCUGUAGAGCUGCAGCCACGGAACAACCACGCCUGGGCCCGUGUGCAGAGCCUUGCCCAGAACCCACGCCUCAGGAUGAUCGUGGAGCUGCACCGGAAGGUCUCCAGCCUCAUCGAGUUCUUGAAGCAGAAGUGGGCGCUCCAGGAAGUGCGAAUUCGGAAGACACUCGAGGAGCGGCAGCUGCAGGACUCGUGCGCUGCGCCCCCUGCGGAGAAGGCGACGCUGCACCUGUUCCCAGGCGAGAACUGCACACUGACGCCGCUGCCUGGCGUGGCCCGCGUGGUGCACUCCAAGGCCUUUUGCACAGUGCACUGGCAGGAGGGCGGCCGGUGCAAGCAGAGUGCCAAGGACGGCCACUCGCUGCCCCCAGCCCAGAUCCUGGGCAUCCAGAGCGGGCAGGGCACGGCUCGGGGCCAUGUGAAGUGCCCGAGGGGCGGCGCUGAGAGCAAGGGUGGGGGGCGGCCCCCUCCCACCACUGACAUGUCUCAGAGCUCUGGAGAGAGUUCCCCCGAAAGCGCCCCUGGGGAGGGGGCCACCCCGAGCCUGAGCAUCCCCGACGCUCCUGACAGGCCUCCCCCUGGGCACCAGGACACUGGGCCCCAUCUCGAGAAGACCCCUGCAGUGGCUCCUGCAGAGGGUGGGGACGGCCCUCCCCGAGAGCUGAGGGCCCAGGAGCCGGGGGCCUUGCCAUGUGCCUGCAGCCAGCUCCCAGACCUGGAGGACGAGCUCUCCAUCCUAGACCCCUUGCCCCGCUACCUAAAGUCCUGUCAGGACCUCAUUGUCCCUGAGCAGUGCCGCUGCGCGGACACACGGCUGGGGGGCGUGCACCCUGCUGGCGGGGCUGUCUCCCCAGAGGCUCCUGCCCCUGGCGGCAGGGAGGCUGCUGACCUCGCCCCAGCUGGCCCCGGGCCCCUGCCAGACGUUUGCACUAAGGACUUGGCAGACGCACCUGCAGAGGAGCCCCAGGAGAAGGGGAGCCCCUCGGAGCCUCCACCGCCUCAGGGACCGCCUGCCGCCAGGCCUCCAAAGGAGGUCCCCGCCAGCCGGCUGGCCCAGCAGCUCCGCGAGGAGGGCUGGAACCUGCAGACCUCCGAAAGCCUUACGCUGGCCGAAGUCUACCUCAUGAUGGGCAAGCCGAGCAAGCUGCAGCUGGAGUACGACUGGCUGGCCGCGCUGGGCCCCGGCCAGGCCCCCGGCACGCAGGGCCAGGCGCCUGGCUCUCCGCCCGCCGCGCUCCACAAGCAGCGCCUCCUCCGCUGCCUCCUGAAGCUCAUCUCCACCGAGGUUGGCCCGAAGCUGGCUCCAGAAGCAAAUGCCAUGUCCACAGCCUCGGUGAGGCCCUCGCAGGAGGAGCAGUCAGCGACACCCCCAGGGAAGGUGGUGACCAUCAGCUCCCGCAGCCCCCGGUGUCCCCGGAACCAGGCCACCCUCCGCAGCAGCAAGACCUUCCCGCCCAGCUCCGCUCCUUGCUCCUCAGGUUUGCGAAACCCUCCAAGACCCCUCUUGGUGGCUGGUUCCUCUAGCACAGGAAGCAGUGACUCAGAUGGUGGCCUUUUUGCUGUCCCAACAACUUUGCCACCCAACAGCCGACAUGGGAAGCUCUUCUCUCCCAGUAAAGAAGCAGAGUUGACAUUCCGUCAGCAUCUGAACUCCAUCAGCAUGCAGUCGGAUUUCUUUUUGCCAAAGCCCAGGAAAUUGCGGAACCGGCACCUGCGGAAGCCACUGGUGGUCCAGAGAACGCUGCUGCCUCGACCUGAAAACCAGUCCCAUAACGUCUGCUCCUUUUCCAUCCUGUCUAACUCCUCCGUAACCGGGAGAGGCUCGUUCCGGCCCAUCCAGUCUUCUCUGACCAAAGCAGCUCUUUCCCGGCCGAUCGUGCCCAAGGUCCUUCCACCCCAGGCCACGAGUCACCUGGCCAGUGCCAUCGACUUGGCGGCUAAAAGUGCAGGCAUCAUCCCUGGGAGCCCCCUCCCUGUCCUGGACACCGAGGGCUUGUCCGGCCUCUCUCCACUGUCCUCAGAAGAGGUAGCAGCAGCCGUCUCUGGCCAGGACUCCACGGCAGCCCACCAGAGUGGAGACCCCAUCCCCGCCAUGGGGGGCACGAGCGACCCAUUCGUCAGCGUUCCCUCGAGGCCUGAUCAAGAGCCAGUGACGGACAGUUUCCAGGGCUCGUCUGUCCUCUCCUUACCUGAGCUGCCCAAGGCUUCUCUCCAGAAUGGCCUCUCCACGCUGUCCUCAGCAGAGGCCCCCAGCACCCGGCUCUCCCCACCAGACGUCUCUGCGCUGCUGGACAUCUCCCUGCCAGGCCCGCCCGAGGACGCGCUCUCGCAAGGAGAGCCCGCCACACACAUCAGCGACUCCAUCAUCGAGAUCGCCAUCAGCUCCGGCCAGUACGGUGAAGGGGUCCCUCUCUCUCCAGCAAAGCUGAACGGCAGUGACGGUUCCAAGAGUCUUCCCUCCCCGUCCAGCAGCCCCCAGCCUGACUGGAUCGCCUCUCCCACCCACGACCCUCAGUGGUACCCCAGCGACUCCACCGACUCCUCGCUCAGCAGCUUAUUUGCAAGCUUCAUCUCCCCCGAGAAGAGCCGGAAGAUGCUGCCGACUCCCAUUGGGACCAACAGUGGCACCUCCUUGCUUGGCCCCAGCUUGUUGGAUGGAAACUCCCGGGACUCAUUUGUGUCCAGGUCCCUAGCCGACGUUGCGGAGGUCGUGGAUUCCCAGCUGGUGUGCAUGAUGAACGAGAACAGCAUCGACUACAUAUCUCGGUUCAACGACCUGGCCCAGGAGCUGUCCAUCGCAGAGCCCGGCCGCCGGGAGGUUCUGUUUGAUGCUGGUGGGGGUGGCCCCCCCGUGGGCGACCUAUCCCAGUGACUGCAGCUCGGGACGGGGUAUCCUGGAGGCUAAAAGGAGGACUUUCGGGGUUGGGGGUCCUCCUUUGUGGUAGCUGAAACUCUCCUCCAGCUAGAGAGGACAGAUCGAGCCCAGGACCCCCAGAAGAUGGUCUGAAGAAAGGCACCUCUGCACCCUACAGUGUGCCCCGUGCAGGAACCACUGGCCAUGAGCUGUGUGCCCACAAGCAGAGGGCAGUGAUGUCCCGGGAGACCAGGGCCAGUUCUCGGGAAGGGCGGACAGCACAAAUUGCCGUGGUUUGGUGCAGUUCCUGGCCAGUCCCGGGGCCCCGUGUUAGGGUCUGCAUAGCAGUGCCAUUUCAGCCCGUGCUCUGCCUCAGCUGUCGUGUUGGACGUUUCAGUGGGCUUGUUUUCUGAGAAGGGAGCGUGUGCCUUGGCCUAGUUGCUGCGUGCCGGGGAGUUGCUGACUCCCCUUUCUCUGCGGGGAGCCCCCAGGCCGCUGCUGCAUUCCUUCUGCCAAACCUGUGCCACCUUCGAGUUGCUCUCUCGGGAGGGUGCUAGGCAGGACUGUCAGGUGUGGCCUGGGCUCCUGCCUGGUGGUGUCACACCCCGAGAGAGCAGACGCUCAGAGGAUGUCUGAGUGUCAGGGGCGGCAGCCAGUGCCAGCCCAGAAACACUCACCUCUGGUGCUCCCGCCUGGCAGCUGCCCCGCCUUCACAGGAAGGGGAUGAGAACCACGUCUUAAGCAGGUGGUGUGGACUUUAUGUGGUCCUGCUAAGCCGGCUGAAAAUGUUUUUCUUGUGUUUUAAGAAUUAGGGAGACAUGGAAGAGAAAGAAGAGUCCCUGUUAGUUGGUUCCCUGCCCAUGCCCCUUGGCAGGUUUCUCCCUGGUGAUCUGAGAUGAUGUUUCUCUGCUGCGAUGGCCCCUAAGCACUGAUGUGACUACAGAUGAGACUUUCCUGAUGAGUUCUUGAGCUUCCGUGUGUUACUGUCCGGCAUUUGGGACAAACUUGCCGUCGCAAAGUUUUCUCUGCUUCAGAGCCUUGUCUGCUUUCCUUAGCGCUGGUGCAGGGAGGCCUGGUGUACCUGCUCAGUCCCGUGCACCUGCCUUUGCCCGAGGCUCCCCUUUCUCUCCUCCCCUUUCUCCCCUGUUUGGGGCAUGCAGGGUUCAGAUGUCCAGAGGGAGUCAGAGCUCCCCAAACCCGUCCCCUUUUGGUGGUCUCCCCCCGUGAGCCCCAGGUGACCAGUGUUACAACUGCAGCUGGCCCAACAUCCAGUCUUUCCCAGAGGGAGCUAACCAGGGCUCCUUUGCCUUCUCAACCUCAGGAGUUCCAAGCACACAAGUCACCGUCCAGCCAUAUCCAGUGUGGCCAGGAGCCACCGCUGUGCUGUUGGGCAGCUGGUGCCUGCGCCGCCAUCUCCCGUCCUACUUCACCCCAACCCAGUAGCGGGGGCUGAUUGGCUUUUCCAACCUAUCUGAACCUACACUUUCUCUGCCCCCCACCUUUCGUGAGGCAGGCAGCAGCACUCAGGGCUGGCCCCAGCCCUCUGCACCGCUUCUCUCCCUGUCCACAGUGCAGGGAACGGUGAAAAGGGGGAAGAAAGGCCUUUGGCGUAGACGAGCAGGCAGAUGCCCCCAGCCCUGCUGUCCUGCCGGCUGCUGCAGCCACCAGACCACAGACGGUCAUGCACUGCAGGACGGGAAGCUUCCAGGCAGGAGCUUCCUUUUGUCUUCUCACAUGUUUUUCUUGGAGCUUUUGCCUCGAAGGUGGUUUACCUUCUUCAGACUUUCAGACUUUGACACAAGAUCUUAAAAAAAACAGUCCCAGAGCUUGGAGGGAUGAAAAGGAACAUGGUGCCACUUUAUUAAGGGUUAUGAGCGGCACUGUUUGGACCAGAAUGUCUUUAAACUAGCUUGUGUUUCAUGCUUAAUAUGUCAGCCUCCUGAAAUUAGCAUCUCACUGAGCUGAAGACGAUCAGUCACUCUCGCUUGCUGGGCAUCCGCCAUUGCCAGGUCUGCAGUAGGCUGGACGCCAGGCUGAUGUGGGGCCACUCCGAGCCUUCCCACAUUCCCACAGUCUGGGCCAGAGAUGCCAUGUCACAGCACAGCCUUGAUGCUCAGCAGUGCGCAGGGCCGACGUGUGCCGUACCAGGGACAGAGGGGCCUGAGCUGCCUGUCGGGAACACCCUGAGGCAGUGUGGUGUGUCGCUUGGCACCUUUGCCUACUGACAUCCAAUGGGGAAACCUUGGAGAUUGGGAUCUGCUUUGUAGGCUCCUGAUUUACUUAACAGCACCUCCCACUUGGUUCUAGCUGUUGUCAUCCAGUGGGUAGGUAACUUAGGAAGGAGAGAGGACUGACUCAUCUCUCCUGGAGUAAAACUGACAGGAUUCCAGAGAAUUCUGCUGCUUCUCUAGCAGCUAGACCAGUAUAUGCAUUUAUUUUCCAUACAAAGGGGAAAUGAUGUCAGUUGUAGUGGAAAAAUGAUUCAUUCUCUUCUGGCCUUAUAUUUAUGUACAAACAUAGGCAACUGUUAACGGCUGGAAUUUUCAAAAGACUCAAGCAGAGAGGCCUUCCACUUCCUGCGUCUUCCUCUGCCUUUCCAGUGGAAACAGUCUCAGUAAGAAACUGGCUUCCUUUGUGCAUUUGAGCAUGUUGUGAUUAAGAUGAGAUCAGUUUCUUAGAAAAAUCUUUCCCUAAUCUCUCUAAUGUUGUCUGGGGUCUUUCUGCUGAUUCAUCUUUUCUAAAGAUUGAGACCAAAUAUCUCUGGUGACAAGGAAGUUGGUGUUCUGGCUUUGAUUCUUGAUUGUGAAUGUACAGUGAGAGCAUUCCAUCCUUUAGAAGGUGCAGAGGCAAGUUGACGCUUUUAUGACAUUUUUUUCAUCCUUCUAUAUCUCAUAGGUGUAGAGUACUUGCUCAGGGAGUGGGAAUCUUUGGGGUCAUUUCCUCAGUUGCUCUGCUUGCUCUCCCGCACAUCUGCAGUUUCUUAGCACCAGAAUCCCGUGCUGUGCUGUUCUGUACGGUGCCAUUUCGGGUGGAUGUUCUCUUCAGUUUAAUAGCAUCUUUAACUAGAUCACACCAGUGAAUCUAAACUUGCUCUCCAAAGAAAGUUGUGGAAUACAAGACACUGGGAGCAAGGGAGGAAGAAGACAGUUGUGUGUUCUCUUUAAGCAUGGAGAUCUAGCAGAUGCAUUGGUGAGGAAAUAUGGCACUUUGUCUUAAGGAAAAAAAGGAAAGAUUAAUUUAAGAAAAAACAAAAAGGAAAGAAACAGCAAAUCCCCAAGUCAUGUCUUGGAAGCACUACAGCAACCUGUGCCCUUUGUUCUGUAACAGGAUAACUGGCUCUAGGAAUGGUCUGGACAGCAGAAAUUAUUGCUGUUUCCUUUAAUAAUCGUUAAGCCAUAUCAUCUAAGGUUUUCGGCUUGUUUGAGAUGUGAAUUUGUUUUAUAGAUUAUAAAUAUACAUAUACAGUGUAUGUAUAAAGCAGAAUGCUUGUCUUUCCUGAUUAUUUUUUGUACCAUAUUGUAAAUUAUAUUAUUUAUUCUUUACCAAUUUGGGAAUAAAAGGUGUUUUGGUUAUUUAAUAUAAUAAACAAGAGCUGUUAAACUUCUGUUUAAAUUUCCAGUUCAACUUGUAAAUGUUUUUAUUGUGCAUAAAUACAUACUAAUACUUGAUCUAA
This is a messenger RNA of Lemur catta (Ring-tailed lemur), 7539 nucleotides long. It is a transcript of the gene CRAMP1, whose product is annotated as cramped chromatin regulator homolog 1. The transcript is spliced from 21 exons. Gene Ontology annotation, biological process: pattern specification process. Bases 51 to 3884 code for a protein of 1277 amino acids. The record is from RefSeq and is a predicted model, not a curated record. Gene Ontology annotation, molecular function: chromatin binding. Gene Ontology annotation, cellular component: nucleus. NCBI's taxonomy places the organism in Eukaryota, Metazoa, Chordata, Mammalia, Primates, Lemuridae.